UCCCAAGUCAAUCUAGAAUCUGUUUUGUCUUUCACUGAAGGAAUUUAUCCCUUUUGAAGCAUUCACAGGAUUUCAGGAUGAAAAAAUUGAUGAGCCGAACCACCAAAAAUGUCCUUGUGGUUUCAUUUGGAUUUUUGCUCUUAUUCACAGCAUAUGGAGGGCUGCAGAGUUUACAGAGCAGUCUUAAUGCUGAGGAUGGAAUGGGUGUUAUUUCUCUCAGUGUCAUCUAUGGAGCUAUCAUUUUGUCCUCGAUGUUUCUGCCUCCAAUAAUGAUCAAAAAUCUGGGCUGUAAAUGGACCAUCGUCCUUUCUAUGGGUUGUUAUGUGGCAUAUUCCUUUGGAAACCUUGCGCCAGGCUGGCCAAGUCUGAUGACAACCUCUGCUAUUCUGGGUAUGGGAGGUUCACCGCUGUGGUCUGCAAAAUGCACUUAUCUCACAAUAAGUGGAAACAAACGAGGCCAGAAAAUCAACAAGAAGGGCCAGGAUAUCAUCAACCAAUAUUUUGGCAUCUUUUUCUUCAUUUUUCAGUCAUCAGCGGUGUGGGGAAACCUCAUGUCAUCUCUGAUAUUUGGCCAGGAUACUAGCAUAGAAGUCCCUGAGGAGAACCUGCAGUUCUGUGGUGCGACAUCAUGUGUUGAAAAUUUCACAGUCGCAAACUCAACCCUUCCAGCAAGACACCUAGUGAACACACUGCUAGGCAGCUAUAUUGGUGUGGGGGUUCUGGCCAUCAUUUUUGUGGCGGUUUUCCUGGACAACAUCGACCGAGAUCUGGCCAGAGAAUUUCGUAAAACCAAGGGCAACAAGUCAUUUUGCAGCACCUUUCUGGCUACCUUCAAGCUCUUGAGAGAUCCUAGAUUGUUGCUUCUCAUCCCAUUGACCAUGUACAGUGGGUUUGAGCAAAGUUUCCUCGCUGGUGAAUACACAAAGAACUAUGUGACUUGUGCGAUAGGAAUACACUACGUUGGCUUUGUGAUGAUCUGCUUUGGUGCUUCUAACUCCCUGUGCUCAUUCGCAUUUGGUAGACUGGCUCAAUACACUGGAAGAAUCGCCCUCUUUUGCUUGGCUGCAGUGACAAACCUGGGCUGUUUUCUGGGUCUUUUGUACUGGAAGCCUCAUCCGGACCAGCUGGGCGUGUUCUUUGUGUUUCCAGCCCUCUGGGGGAUGGCAGACGCUGUGUGGCAAACACAAACCAAUGCACUUUAUGGCAUUCUCUUUGCUAAGGACAAGGAAGCAGCAUUUGCCAACUACCGCAUGUGGGAGUCACUCGGUUUUGUUAUAGCCUUUGCUUACAGCACAUUCAUCUGCCUGUCCACCAAAAUCUACGUUGCUCUGGCUGUUCUUGCCCUUACUAUGGUAACUUACCUUUACGUUUUGAAAUACAACGAGUACAAGCAUCCAACUCCACAAGUGACUACUGAUGACUUGCAUAAACCAGAAAAGGCUGACUUCAAAGAAUUAAAUGACAAAUAUAUUAUCUCUCAAACAAAACUGUAAAUAGAUUUUGGUUGAUAUUUUUGCCUCAGUAUGGAUCUCAGUAUGUAAAAUGUUGAUUGUUGUUGUUGUUAUUGUCAUUCAGAGAUUAUUUUUACAGUAUGUUUAUGAAAGUGUUGAGAAACGAUUCUGUUUUGUUUUGUUUUUGAUGUAGCAUGUAAAAGUUUUGAUAAUUUUCUUUAAUAUUCUUUAUAUCUGUACAAAAGCACAAAUAAUUUCUUUCAGUAUAUGCAUUCAAAUACUUUUUUCUUUUAAUAUGUUUAUUGUGGUUUUCUCAUAUUUGCAGUAAGUGCAGCAGACUGAAUGCUGCAUGUUAAAUGUGAACAUGCCAGGUUGAGUGUUGAAAGGUGAAGAUUUACAAAGUGUUUAGAAGAUAAAAAAAUAUGAUCAUAAAGUAGGUUUGUAUCGUUUUGGGAUCGCUGUCUAUAUGUAGCAAAUCAGCUUUUUUUCCCAGAAACAUGACUUUGAAUUCUAUUACACCAGGGACUGUGCCAGUUUCCUAUCGCAUUUAUUAUGCUGAGUCAAAGAUCACAUGCCAAAUCUACAAAACGAAAAUCACGGGAUGAGAUCUAGAUAAUAAUCUACUGAGAACAUAAAAAAUAACAUAAGAAAUUAUAUAAUAAUCAUUCCACACAGAAUAUUACACGAAAUGUAAAUACUGCCACAAGAUUAAAAUAAUAGAAGUAAUAAAAAAAGAUUACACAGAUUAUAAUCUUUACAGCCUUUAUCAGCAAUGUCUUUUACAUUUCAAGGGCAUUUACAUGUUACAGGAUCUUCCUGAGAUUCCCAUAUAGAUUUUCUGAGUGAGUCAUUAUGAAGCUUUAAAAAAAAAAAAAUUUUUUUUGCAGAUUUUACAUUCUUCCUGAAGCAAUGGUUAUUGGGUUAUUACUGCUGUUAUGUAAGACAUGAAUGAACAAUGUAACAGAACAAGGUUAUUGAAUCUCAUUCUGUGCACCUGGGUUGUAAUACAGGCAAUAACUCUGGUUAGACAUCUCUGAAUGAUAGCAAUAAAUAUGUGACAAAGACA
Molecule: messenger RNA, 2517 nt
Organism: Cyprinus carpio (common carp)
Lineage: Eukaryota; Metazoa; Chordata; Actinopteri; Cypriniformes; Cyprinidae
Product: protein unc-93 homolog A
Exons: 9
Coding region: 78-1493 (471 amino acids)
Source: RefSeq, a predicted model, not a curated record